Molecule: messenger RNA, 2540 nt
Organism: Ostrea edulis (European flat oyster)
Lineage: Eukaryota; Metazoa; Mollusca; Bivalvia; Ostreida; Ostreidae
Exons: 2
Coding region: 284-1141 (285 amino acids)
Biological process (GO): protein arginylation
Source: RefSeq, a predicted model, not a curated record
AACCCCGCAGGUGAAUUGUGGGAUACGUCCUGGUAACCAAAAUAUCCCACCACAACUUCCGCUGAAUAUUUCCUGUAAAUGUUCCAACAAAGAGAAAAUUCAGAAGCUUUCUGUUAUGUUUUUAGUAUGUAGAGUGUUUUGGUGCCUUAGUUCUACGAAAUGUGAUGUUACUUUUGAACAGAGGAAUGCUUACUAAAUAUUCGGUGUUAUUGAAAAACGCGGAUGCGUAGUUUACAUCGUAUGCGUAAACCGGUCGAUUACGGACAAGAAAAUAUUCACAGGAAUGGAUAAUAAACAAACGUCAAAGAAAUCCUCUAAAAAGAAUGGGGCGUCAAAUGAUAAAAACAAUAACAAAAACAAUAGCAAGAAGAAAAAGAAAAACAGGAAGUCUGCAAAUAAGUCCGAUAAUAAGGACAGUGACCAGAGCCCAGAUAUUUUAGAAAUCGAAGGACUCGGUGCUUUGGAUAACACGCAAGGAGUAGAUUCGGAUUCUUCACAUGCAUGCCAGGAAAGUUCUAAAGGAGGACCAAACCGUACAGCGAAUGUUUCUCAAAACAGACUGGAAGAUGCUUCAACUGCCGUGGGAAUCGUUGUUAAGAAAGCACCGGCCUCAGAUCUUCAAAUUAGUGCUUCGUCCAUCACCAUAAAGCCUUCCAAAUCACAUGAACCUCUCAAAGAACAUCCAAUAAAGGACCAUUCUUCCGCUAUGCUUACAAAACAGAGGAGCAUAAUCUCCAAAAACAAUAAAUACAGAACAAAUAUCAACAAUACUUUGAAAACGGGAUAUCAAUUUGGUGCUAAAUCAAGAAAGAACAAUGACUUUUCUUCCAAUGCAAGCGUGAGUAAGAACGAGAGUCUAAGAUGGGACAAUCCGGCUGAUGGGUCAGACGAAGAGGAAGAGAGAAUUAAAUUAUACAAAAUUAACAGAAGAAAAAGAUACUUAGCAGCAGCUCAAGCAAAAGGACUAGGCUGGGCGGCUAACUACAAAAACGGCACGCCAGUGACAGAAGACUCAGGGAUAGAGACCAAGGAACCCCGAACGGCUACUAGGAACGAUAGUCACGCUAUCUCGGACUUCAGCACAUUAAAAAGUCUGGCACCAGCUGGGUCAAAUUCAGGGCUAGCUAUGGUGGAGUGUUGAUGUUCUCAUGUUAUCGUUAAUUUAUUAAUAUUCCAUAGUAAAACAAUGCAUGUCAUUUUCAUGAAUUCUGAAAUGUACGCAUGUUCUCGUUCAUUAUUCAUGCAUGUGAUAAUUCUGAAGUUAGUGGGAGUAUGAAAACUUUCUUUCUUUUAUAUACAGAACAUGGAUUUAAAUUUAUAAGACAAUCUAAACGUACUAAAUAUUGUGUAAGCUUUCUGUUAAAAUUUUAUAGGAUAUUGUUUACUCCAAUUACUAAAUGCCAUUUUUCCAUAUACAUGUAGUCUUGUGUCAUCAGUGCUCAAUGAGACCCAUUCAUGCGGAAUUUAGUUUUAUUAUUAAUUACUACUAUGUUUCCUAGUCAUUUGUGUGUAUUGUAGUCCUACUUGUUUCAACACAUUGCAUAAUAUUUGAUUUCAUGACCACCAUGUAAUAGAAUUCACAUGAUAAAAUCUUGAUUAUUUAAAAAAAAAUUCCUUUCCCCAAAUUAAGUUUAUAUGUGAUGUAUAUAAAAAGUUAACAAUCGAUAGUUUUGGUAUGAAGACACUUUUUACAAUGUAAAUAUUGUUCUGUUGCAGUUUUGUGGAAAUUAAUCUCCACUGAGUAAUAGUAUAUUUGAUUAUUUAGUGUUAGAAUGAUAGGCUUAUUCUCGUUGUACAAAUAGAUAAAUCUUCAAAUCCUUAACCUCUGUGCAUGUACCACUCUCUCAAGACAAAAAUACCUCAGUUGUUGCAGUUUUUCUGUUGUUCACUGACGGCCAAGGGCUAAUUGUAUCAGCAAAAUCAUUUUUGUAGUAUUGUAUAUGGUUUCCGUAUGCAGUGCAAUUGAAAACUUAUUACUGGUUUUGAUGGUGUAGGUUAAUUAUUGUCCAAUAGAUAAUGUCGGGUUUUGUAUGAUUAUUGGUCUUCUAGAAUUUUUAAAAAAUAAUAUAAUUUUAUAAAAAUGACAGUAAAUGUGUUUUGAAUGCUAUUACAUGAAGGUUGGAAGUUGAAUGUAAGUGCCGGGUCCACACUACAAAAUUCGAUAGGAGGCGCACUGAUUUGGAUAACCCAUAACACGGUGUGGGCGUGAUUUGUACUGAAUAUUGUUAAGUAUAUAAAUUGGAUUAAGUGGACCCGGAUUAAUCUACAAUGCCAUUUGCACACGCCCACGAAGCAUGACCAUUUUCAUUUUUGCUUAUAUAUUUUCAUUUUGCUACUGUACAUGUAUCACAUGCCUUUCUUACAUUUAAGUUGAUUCAAUGAUUUUAGUAUUUAAUUGUUUUAUUUACCUUUUCAUGAGUCUCUGUUCUUGAUGUAACCUUGAAGCGAUGAUUUCAAGUACGAUGAUUAACAUACAAAUCUGCUAUUUUUAAUAUUUUGUUUCAAUAUAUCACCCUAUAAUAAAAUAGUAUGAUAAUUCA